AUGCCGGGCAAGCUCACCUCUCAAGAUAUCAUCGAUAGAGGCGAAUACCUCGAGCCAGACUUUGACCCGUCGACGCUCACCAUCGCGCAUCUCCAUGCCGUGCUCGCAAACCAUGAUGUCAAGCACCCGACAAACGCAAAGAAGCCGGGGCUAAUCAAGUUGUUCCAAGAAAACAUUGCUCCAAAUGCACGCAAGUACAAGAAGGAGAGAGAGAUGAUCGCAUCUAUACGCAGUGAUGGAAGCGACAUUUACGAUGUUGGCACCGGUUCGUUAAUCGAGUUUGUAUCGCAGGAGAGUCCUGUCCGGAAACGGGUCUCGCGAAAGUCUGCUGUAGAGUCCACAAAGCGCGUGCCGAGCACGAGUCCCGUUCGCAAGUCAAGAAAAUCUCUGGCUACGCCUAGAACUUCUACAAAGCCGGCCAAACCAGAAGAGGAUGUCACAGAGAGCGAGUCUGAACACAUGGCGUCUAGCAGAAACUCGGUCUUAGAAGAAGCUCGCAAACCUCGUCGAGUAUCUCAAAAGUGGGGCGCUGGAGAUGAAACCAGUCUAUGGGAAGACAGGAAUCCAUUUCAACGCAGUUCUCCCCCAGCACCCAAGCCACGAAAAUCCAGAGCAAGGGAAUCGCUGGCACCCAAAUUCCCUCCUUCAACAGACGAGAAUAUUUUCCCCGCUGCUGGGGAGCUCAAUCUGCCAAAAUUUCCGAUUAGUGGCCACAUAUCGUCUCAUGUAACGCCUAACAGGACACCAAUGAAGGAGUCCGUAGUGUCUGUAGGGUCUACUCCUUACAGUGCGACGUUAGAGAGCUCAACGCUAGAGGAAGAUUAUCCCUACGUUGAAGGGGACAGUCAAACGGAUCUUAUUCGACAAAAGAUUGCGGCCCUAGGAGAGGAUCAUGCUAAUGGGACGCUGGUAGCAAGAAGACCGACUACACCAGCUUCGACCUGGAGACAAUUUGUUCUGGCAUUGUUACUGGUCCUCGGAAGCAGCGUUCUAUGGGCGUAUAAGAAUGAUUCAGCCAUGAUAGGGUAUUGCGAUCCUGGAAGCGACACCAACAUUGUAUCGCGGCAACAUCUCCAAGAAGUUGCAGCUGCACAAGCAUGCAAGGAAGCGCUCGUCCGUCGUGCCGAACAAGGGACACCCGCAGAUCCGGAUAUGGAGUCUUGCCAGACCUAUUUGAUCCCUCGUGCGACCAAAUGCACACCCUGCCCACCUCAUGCAAUCUGCUCAAUCCACACCAUCACUUGCGAGCCUGCGUACAUGCUUCGCCGUAGCGCGCUAUCCUCGAUCCCGCUGAUGGACGCUUUACUAAAUGGCAUGCCCGGUUUGGGUCCCGUUGCCUUACCCGCACGAUGUGUAGCCGACGUGCGUAGGAGACAGACGGUGGGGAAGAUAGCAAAGAUGAUUGAGAACAAGCUCGCGGUCGUUCGUGGAGAGCGAGUUUGUGCCGGGGUGAAGUCUGGAGAAGGGGAUGUACAGGAAGCAGCUGCAUUUGGGGUCCCGAUUGAUGACUUGCGUGCAGGUAUCAACAGCAAGGUCGCUCAUGGAGAUCAAGCGAGAAUCAAUGACAUCUUUGACUCUGCAAUCCAAGAGCUCAAGCAGAGUGGAUUGAUCGUCUCGGUCAAGAACAUUAAUGGAAGAGAUCAGUAUGCCUCGAUUCGCUCCGAAUUGAGCUACGUGUGUCAGGCAAAGCUCAAGCUCAUUGCUACCUGGCAUACCUGGCAACGAAGUGUUAUUGGUUCUGUCCUUGCCCUCUUGAUGAUCAUGGCUGCUCGAUCCAACAUGGCCAAGAAGGCAGUGGAGAACCGCAAGGUCAAGGGACUUGUCAAGGAUGCAAUCGAGAGAGUGCGCGCUCAGGAGGCGUAUCACUACCUCGACUCUGUCAAGUAUCCAUCGCAGAGUCUCACGUCGCUGCAGCUGCGAGACGAACUGAUGCAAGACGAACAUUCGAUUGCGAAAAGAGCCCGGAUAUGGCACCAGGUGGAGAAGAUUGUGGAGGAGAACUCGAACAUCCGGUCAAAUAUGGAAGUGACUCCGAGUGGAGACGAAGGACGUGUGUGGACAUGGAUUGGCGCGGGGGGCGCGCGGUUCAUCGACGGCAACACCCCGAGCGGAAGACAGGUCAUCUGA
Messenger RNA from Serendipita indica DSM 11827, 2127 nucleotides. The record is from the annotation of a GenBank genome assembly. Lineage: Eukaryota; Fungi; Basidiomycota; Agaricomycetes; Sebacinales; Serendipitaceae.